UGAAUAGCCCGUCUGAUUUUUAAUUUUAUUCAUUUAUACCAAUUUAUAUUCCAAGUCCAAAUUCUAACUAAAAAGUAAACAAAACCAAAAUAUUGCUAAAUUAGAUACACAAUAAAUUUAAAAAAUCUAGUAAAUAUAAAACACAAUGUCCAAUGGGAAAAAGAAAACACCCAAAAAUCCAGCGAAAAGUGAUGAAAACGACGAGGAACUAAUAUUCAGGAUAUACAGCAUAAUAUCAUUUUUCGUAGUGCUAAUCGUGAUAGGCUUGCCGAUAUGGUGGUACACGACCCGAGUCUACCGAGCCACUCUACCUCUAACUCAAAUGGAAAAUCACGUUUUAAACAACAACAGCGAAAAGGAAUUCAGAAUGCCCUUAAGCCUAGAGUACGACGUGUUGAUAACUUUCGCGCAUUCGGACCCCCUCAACCCCGAAGUCCGCAUCAAAGGCGAAGACCUCGAGGACAAGUUGCUACCCGUUCUAGAAAGCAUCUCGCAAGUUUUCGACUUUGUAAUCAAAUCCCAAUGGCUCUACACGUUCGAUUUAGGCGUGAAAUUAACGAAAAACGAGAAAUAUUACGCACUAAGCAGAGACCAGCUGCCGCACGUUAUUACUCCGUUGGAAGCCAAAUUGUGGUCUCACAUGUCUCCGAGACCCACGAUAAAUUUACUAGUCUAUUUCCAGCGCUGCGGCGACCUGCCUUUGUACGUGUUCGACGAGAAGAACCAAAGGGUAUCGAGCAACUCGUUCUUCAGCUCGCGAUGGGGAGGCGUCCACGUUAUCAACCCGGAUGAAGAGUCCUGCAAAACCGGCGUGUUUACGCCGAAUUUGCAAUCUAUUACUUCGAUAUUCGUGACCCAGUUGCAGAAACUGUUCAAAAUCGAUAACAUGCUCGAUCCCGAUGAUGUCUACGAGUUCAAAGUGAGGAAGAGCACGGAAAUGGUCGAGUCCACGCGAAGGACUUUGAAAUCCUUGGCUGAGCUACUCUCCGAGAUAAAGUCUAUCGUGAUCAGCGAGGACGUGGGGGAGAAGAUUCGUCUUGCUGUGAUUAGUGCCGAUAUGGCGAAGGAGUAUUUGCAAAACUCUUACGUAGACAAAGGUUUAGAAUUAGCCAGGGUGGCUUUUAAAAAUUCGGAGGAAGCUUUCGGGGAUCCUUCGUUGUUGUCUUUGCUGUAUUUUCCGGAAGACCAGAAGUACGCAGUGUACAUUCCACUCUUUCUACCAAUAAUGAUUCCCGUUUUUAUGUCUUUGUCCACUUUGAGGACUUGGUAUGUAAGUAAGAAAAAGAGCGAAUGAUAAUAAAACUAUAAAUUUAGAAAUUCUACUUUUUCUACUAGAUCAAAUUGAUUUGAAUCUUUUUUAUACCUAAUAUAGAGACUCCAAGCAAUUAUAUCUCCUAUUUUUAAUCUCCC
This is a messenger RNA of Phyllotreta striolata, 1410 nucleotides long. Lineage: Eukaryota; Metazoa; Arthropoda; Insecta; Coleoptera; Chrysomelidae. The record is from the annotation of a GenBank genome assembly.